AACGGGAGCUCUUUGAGCUCAGGUGCGGAUUGCUGGAUCUUGAAUAAUUCAAAGGUGGUAUUACUUUUCUUUUAAAUUGAGUUGGAAAAAUAAUACGCGGCGGAGUACCGAACUCCGCGUUUAUUCAAAUACAUAAUUAACACUUUUUCUAUUUUAUGCAUGUGUGAGUUACGGAGUCACACGUGCGGAAUAUAGGCCUGCUACCGGAGUGUUCGAGAACUGUCUCGUAUUACAUUCCAGACCAUUCAAAUAAGAAGAGAAGGAAAUUGGAAAACUCAGUGGAAAGUACGUUCCAAGUUUGUUGAAAUGAAGAACCUCCCACCCGCCGUCAACGAUUCUGAAUCAUAUUAUAACGUUUCGCAAACUUUAAAGACUCUUCUUCUCCCUCUAAAUAACUGAAAUUCCCGAGUGAUGUCACAUCGUACGAAUAUACAACGUACGAAAUAAAAUCCACACGAUUGUGAGAAGUCUGCAAUCCGCCGUACAACUUUCGCACUUAUUAUGAAUAACUUAUGACCAUAGGUCCGAUAUAAGAACCCCAUAUGCUAAAAAAAACCAACAGAUUCGAAUAGGGACCAGAAUAGUCUAGAUCGUGAUCUUCGACCCGCGAUUUCAUCGUUUCGUCGGUGAAUAGAAAUGGAAAAUGAGAAACGAAUCGACAGCGAAAAGAAUUUUUCGCCUCUCUCGGCUAUCGCGGGAAAACUGGAAACAUCUCGCGAAGAAUUUCGACCAGUCAAGAGAAAUUAUGCAAACUUCAACUUUCGGUUACUGCAGAUGCUCGGUCUUUGGAACCCGUACGACGAGGGUAUUUUGUCUUGGCUGUACGGAUUAUACACGAGCACGGUUUACUCGAUUCUGGUGAUCCUUUAUACGUUAUUAGAAGUCGUGGACGCCGCCACUAUUACGAACGACUUGCAACUCUUCACGGAGAAUAUCUGUUUGACAAUGACUCAUUUAGCCGGUAUAGCUAAACUGACUAAUUUACUGAUGAGGAAAGCGAAGAUCCGUGCAAUGGUAGAAAUUUUGGAAAUAGAUCUUCGCCAGAGAGAUGAAGGAGAAAUAGGAGAAGUACAAGAUAAAGCGAUUGCCGGAGCGAUACGAAAGAGCAAGACGAUCACUAAAAGUUUCUUGGUUUUGAUAGGUUUUACCGCCACUGCGGGAAUGACCUAUCCGUUUUGGGAUCAAUCUUACAAAGAAUGGAAAUUCCCGUACAGAUGUUAUUUCCCGAUGCAAACGAACCAUUCAAUGGUCUAUUGGCCCGCUUUCGUCUUCAUUGGGAUAAGCGUGACCUUACAAGCUCUGAUGAUACUGGCACAUGACGCGUUGUUCAUCGUUUUCAUGAUCCACAUCGUAAGCCAGAUAAAUAUUCUCAAAAUAAAAAUCGAAACGCUCCACAAGGUUCGCAGCUUCGAUAAAACCGGCGAACAAACUUCAGGAAUAAUCGAAAUCGCCAGAAGAAAGGAUAACGAGGCGUGGAAUACCACCUUGAACACGUGCAUCAAAUACCACCAAGGAAUCAUAAAGUUAGUCUCGGAAUUGGAGGGCAUGUUCAGCAAUGUGAUAUUACUCCAGUUCGGCACGAGCCUCAUCAUCAUUGGCUUGACCGGCUUUCAAGUGACCGUGUCAGCGCAUCGCGGAGGGCGGUUUUUGCCGAUGUUAGCGUAUCUCUGUUGCAUUCUACUCGAACUUUUAUUGUAUUGCUGGUACGGCAACGAGAUUAUCGUUGAGAGCGGAAAUUUAACGAAUGCGGCUUAUUCGAAUGGCUGGUAUCGCGGAGACGUGUCGUUCGGCAGAACUGUAAGGAUCUUCAUGGCGAGAACUCAAAAGCCGCUCGUUGUCACAGCUGGAAAUUUUUGUGACUUGUCCUUGGAGACUUUCUCCGUGGUAAGUUGUAAUAAAGAUAAAUAUAUAGUCAAGUGCAUGCCGCGCAUCCGAUGCCGCGCGAUUGGAAUCUUCUUGCUUUGUGUGCUUCAAAAGUAGGCAUAGGCCAGCCAUCCUCGUUGGCCGGGCAUAAUUAUUGCCUGAUUAUUGGUUGGCUCGGCAAUGUCGUAAGAGAGAUCACGAUUUACUUCACGGUGGCGGCAUCCAAAUGCUAUUGCGUGAAUUAAACAGGGAUAGUAUGCGCGGCCGCACAUUUUUUAUUUUCCC
Molecule: messenger RNA, 2148 nt
Organism: Athalia rosae (coleseed sawfly)
Lineage: Eukaryota; Metazoa; Arthropoda; Insecta; Hymenoptera; Athaliidae
Product: odorant receptor 4-like
Exons: 7
Coding region: 637-1980 (447 amino acids)
Biological process (GO): detection of chemical stimulus involved in sensory perception of smell; sensory perception of smell
Cellular component (GO): plasma membrane
Molecular function (GO): odorant binding; olfactory receptor activity
Source: RefSeq, a predicted model, not a curated record